AUGUAUAGUAUUCAUGGCACAACUACUGGUAUCGAUAUUUUUAAAGGAGUUGAAAUGGCCAUUAAUAAAAAGAACCUUCGAUGGAAAAACUUGAAAUGUAUUACAACUGAUGGAGGCAAAAACAUGAGUGGGAAAGAUAAAGCAGUGGUCGCUCUUGUGUCAAAGGCUGUAGAAAAUGACGGCGGCUCAAAACCAUUAGCCUUACAUUGUAUCAUUCAUCAACAGUCUUUGUGCGGAAAAUGUUUGGAUAUGUCUGACGUUCUGAAACCAGUCAUAUCAACUGUUAAUUUCAUCAGAUCUUUUGGGCUGAAUCACCGACAAUUCCGACAAUUUAUUGCAGAGAUUGGAGAAACAGACUUACCUUAUCAUACUGCCAUACGCUGGCUUAGUUGUGGGAAAGUCCUUCAGCGCUUUUUUGAACUUCGAGCAGUGAUCGAAAUUUUUUUGAAUGAAAAGCACCGCCCUCUUACUGAAUUACAAAACAACGCAUGGCUAUGGAAGUUAGCAUUCUAUGUUGAUUUGACAAAACAUGUGAACGAACUGAAUUUGAGAUUGCAAGGAGAAAACCAGCAUCUUCCUGAUUUAUACACUAAUAUCAAGUCAUUCCGGAUGAAAUUGAUACUGUUUCAAUCACAACUACGAAGUAAAUGUUUUUCACAUUUUAAAACAUGUGAAAUAUUCAGCCACACUACUGAGACUGAGUUUCCUAUCGAUUUUGCAAUCGAAACUUUGAGUGCUUUGAAGAUAAAUUUUGAUACUCGUUUCUCGGACUUUGAUGCCAUUGCGAAUCAAAUUAAGAUUUUUCAGAAUCCUUUUGAUGCUGACAUUGAAACCCUAGCCCCGGAACUUCAAAUGGAAAUGAUUGAUCUUCAGUGCAGUGAUAUAAUUAAGAACAAAUAUGAAAACUCAUCUUUGUUGGAAUUUUAUAAGAGUCUUCCACUGACACAAUUUGAUAAUUUGCAUAAAUUUGCUCGUGGGCUGUUUUCCGUUUUUGGUACUACUUAUUUGUGUGAGAAAACCUUCUCCAAAAUGAAGUACACAAAAAAUGUAUACAGAUCUAAAUUAACUGACGAGCAUCUUAAAUCUCUUUUAAUAAUUGGUACAAGUAAAAUUAGUCCACAACUACAAACUAUUGUCGGUGGAAAAUCUCAAUUACAUACAUCUCAUUAG
Molecule: messenger RNA, 1170 nt
Organism: Diabrotica virgifera virgifera (western corn rootworm)
Lineage: Eukaryota; Metazoa; Arthropoda; Insecta; Coleoptera; Chrysomelidae
Product: general transcription factor II-I repeat domain-containing protein 2B-like
Exons: 1
Coding region: 1-1170 (389 amino acids)
Molecular function (GO): protein dimerization activity
Source: RefSeq, a predicted model, not a curated record